AUAAUACAGUAUAACAAUAAUAUCGAACGUAAGGCAGGAAUUUAAGGUCUAUUAGAAUAAAUGCAGGCUUUUAAAAUACCGUUUUUUUACCGAGACUAGACAGUAGUUUUAACCGUGCCAAAUACUUGAUAGUUUAACUUGACUGAUGGUUUAUAUGCAUACAUGAUAUACGUGCGUGUAUUCAUUGCGUGCUAAAGCAAGUCAUAAACAAAAGUUGGUGUUAAUAGUCAAGGACUGUGUUAAAGUUAUGGUAUAGGGGAAAUUAGAUUUUGUUUACAGUUUAGCUUAUUAGUGAUAUUUCCAAGGAAUUUUUUGCUUUCCCCUCUAUAAGACAAUAUACGACACAACAAAAUACGUAGCUGGAUUUUAAGUGGGUAAAACGAGCAAUAUUAGGCAAAGGUUAAUACUGAUUAGUCACAGAAAUAUCAGUAAAAAACGUCAUUACUAUGCUUCAAUCUACGCAACAAUAGCAUUUUAUCCCAUGACCAAAAAUGUCAUAUGCUAUAUUUUACCGUAUGAUAUAUAGCUUUUUAUUAACUUAUUUGCAAACAUAAGUAACCUGUGAAUAACUUCAGUCGCUUAUGCUGUUCUAAGUAAUUAUAGAUAAGUUCCGACGGACGCUUGAGUCUAAAAUGACGACUGAAAGUAUGUUUGUUGAAUCUGGAGACGGACACCCUACUCUAAUCACUGAAAACCCGACUACUGCUAAAAGCGCGGGAAAUUCAAAAACUACGAUUAUUACGUCACAAAGUAAUUAUGAAACAACUGCAGAUAUAUUUGAAUCGUCUGGUGAAAGUUACACAACCAGUACAACUUAUACUGAACAUACCACAAGUGACACUUUGAAUACAACUGGUAUAAUAGACCUUACUACAUACGGAAACUUAACUGAAAGUAAAGAUUAUACCACAAGUGCUCCUUUGAAUACAACCGAUAUAAUAGACGUUACUACAUACGGAAAUUUAACCCAAACGGAAGAUUACACUGAGCCCAAUGCCCCUACAGCAGAAAGCACAAGUAUUUGGACCCAAAAUACGACAGGAUUUCAAGACAUAACGUCAACCGCGACGUAUAGAAAUGUAACUGCUUCCACUGAAACGAAUUCAACGGGUUUAUUGGAAAUGUUUACAAUCGGUGAUGUAACUAAAACGCAUUCAGUUCAAAACACGACGUCACCCCCUGAUCCUACGACAUUCGGAAAUGUUGAAGACACUACAGUAAAUGAUGACGUCACUACAGCAACAUUUAGUGACGUCAAGUCUUCAUCGGCUCAAAAUACAACGUCGCCUCCAGAUCUCACGACUUUCGGGAAUAUUGAUGACGUCACUACAGUAACUGAUGAUGUCACUACAGUCAAUGCAACUUCUAAUGACGUCACUAUAGUAGAUGCAACGUUUAGUGACGCCACUUAUGUACAAUCGACACAAAAUAACACGUCACUCUCAGAUCUUACGACAUUUAGCAACUUGGAUGACGUCACUACAGUCAAUGCAACUUAUAAUGACGUCACAACAGAAAUAUUUAGUGACGUCACGUCUUCACCGACACCAUAUACAACGUCAUUUCCAGAUCUUACGACUUUUAGAAAUAUAGAUGACGUCACUACAGAUAAUAUAACUUUUAAUGACGUCACUACAGCAGCAUUCAGUGACGUCACGUCUUCACAAUCGACACAAAAUACAACGUCACCACCAGAUCUUACGACGUUUGGCAACCUAGAUGACGUCAGCACCGUUCAAACGACAUUUAGUGGCGCCAGUAAAGCAGUUUCGACAGCCAUAAACGAUUUAACGAAGAUCAAUGACGUCACGACACCACAUACGUCACUUCUACCUACAAUAUCCACAACAAGAGACGUCACGACAGCUCGUUUAACUUUUUUACCAAAAACUGCGUCGAGUAGAAAUCUCAUGACGCUCACGCCCACGAAAAGCACAGAUAAAACUCCCGCACAAACAAUGGUACUCAGGAACACAACGACUGCAUUCUCAGGAAACUCAAGCAACGCCACAAUCAGUACAUUCGUUACAACGCCAAGUAGUGGAUCUAUCGACCCAACAGUACUCGCCCUCUUUAUUUCAAUAUCAAGCAUAGUUUUGUUCUUCAUUUUCAUUACGUGCAUGUUAUCUCUUUCAAGAAAAAAGAAAAAUAAGUUCACACCAGGAAAUAAUCUUGAAGAACACCAAGCACCACCUCAUCCUUAUCCACAGUACAAUUACGAAGGGAAUGCGGCAGAGUUGGUGGUAGUCAAAGAACAUCAAAGUAGUAUAAUAAUAGGCAACAAAAUACGAACCAGACAUGAAGAAACAACAUUUAACAGUAACAGAAUACAACAACAAUCACAUUCGUUGACUUACAAAGUAUAAAAAUCUAUUGAAGUUGUUUUGUAUUAAUUAACCCUGGAAUGCAGAUGAUACUGGAAUUGCGAAAAAAACGAUUAAUAAACUAAACAAGUUUUUUUGGUGUGAACAAAACCUGUUUACAGCUUUAUU
Molecule: messenger RNA, 2492 nt
Organism: Ciona intestinalis (vase tunicate)
Lineage: Eukaryota; Metazoa; Chordata; Ascidiacea; Phlebobranchia; Cionidae
Source: RefSeq, a predicted model, not a curated record